This is a messenger RNA of Mauremys reevesii (Reeves's turtle), 4953 nucleotides long. RefSeq names its product zinc finger E-box binding homeobox 2 (gene ZEB2). The record is from RefSeq and is a predicted model, not a curated record. The coding region runs from base 680 to 4063 and encodes 1127 amino acids. Gene Ontology annotation, molecular function: DNA-binding transcription factor activity, RNA polymerase II-specific; RNA polymerase II cis-regulatory region sequence-specific DNA binding. Lineage: Eukaryota; Metazoa; Chordata; Testudines; Geoemydidae. The transcript has 10 exons. Gene Ontology annotation, biological process: anatomical structure development; regulation of transcription by RNA polymerase II.
AAAAAUAAAAAACCUGGCCGGCUGGGAAGGAAGGGGGUCCAUUUAAUCUCUGCUCCGACCUCCCCCAGCACGGCGAGUCUUUGUGUGUGUGUGGAUGGGUUCCUUUUGGGGGGAAUAUUUGGGUUCCCUUUGGCGCCCUGCAUUUAAAUGGGAUAUACCAAUGCCCACAUUGUUGCUGUGUUUGGUUGUUACAUAGAGUCUGCGUGCUGCUGAAUCAGGGAGUCGAGUCCAUGCGAACUGCCAUCUGAUCCACUCUUAUCAAUGAAGCAGCAGAUCAUGGCGGAUGGCCCCAGGUGUAAGAGGCGAAAACAAGCCAAUCCAAGAAGGAAAAACGGGUGUAGGCCAUAGAUCAUGCAGCUGUCAGCAAACAGAUAAUCUUGAUGACUAAAACGAAACCAACAGAAGAAAAAAGGUGCCCAACUUCUAUCUCAAGAAACACUUAGGGAGGACUUGGUUAGUAAAUUACAGCUAAAAGGAUUAGGGAGUAAAAGUAGUGAACUAUGAGAAUGUAGUGGAAACAGGUUCAGAAACAGAUGAAGAGGACAAGCUCCACAUUGCUGAAGAUGACAGUAUUAUAAAUACUCUGGACCAGGAAAUUAGCCCAGCUAGUGUGCCCAACCAUGAGUCUUCCCCACAUGUGAGCCAAGCACUGUUGCCAAGAGAGGAAGAGGAAGAUGAGAUGAGGGAAAGCGGAGUAGAUCACACCUGGCACAACAGUGAGAUCCUGCAAGCCUCUGUAGAUGGUCCAGAAGAAAUGAAGGAGGAAUAUGACACUAUGGGGCCUGAAGCCGCAAUUCAGACCACUGGAAACAAUGGUACAGUUAAGAAUGCAAAUUGCACGUCGGACUUUGAGGAAUAUUUUGCCAAAAGGAAACUGGAGGAAGGAGAUGGGCAUGCAGUCAGCAUAGCAGAGUACCUACAGCGCAGUGACACAGCCAUUAUUUACCCAGAAGCCCCUGAAGAACUGUCUCGCCUUGGCACUCCAGAGGCCAAUGGGCAAGAAGAAAAUGACCUGCCACCUGGAACUCCAGAUGCUUUUGCCCAACUGCUGACCUGCCCCUACUGCGACCGGGGCUACAAGCGUUUGACAUCACUGAAGGAGCACAUCAAGUACCGCCACGAGAAGAAUGAGGAGAACUUUUCUUGCCCUCUGUGUAGCUACACGUUUGCCUACCGCACCCAGCUCGAGCGGCAUAUGGUGACGCACAAGCCAGGGACAGAUCAGCACCAAAUGCUGACCCAAGGAGCAGGCAAUCGCAAGUUCAAAUGCACUGAGUGUGGCAAGGCCUUCAAAUAUAAACACCAUCUGAAGGAACACCUGCGAAUUCACAGUGGUGAGAAACCAUAUGAGUGUCCAAACUGCAAGAAACGUUUCUCCCAUUCUGGCUCCUACAGUUCGCACAUCAGCAGCAAGAAAUGUAUUGGCUUAAUCUCUGUAAAUGGCAGAAUGAGAAACAAUAUCAAGACGGGUUCUUCUCCUAAUUCUGUAUCUUCCUCUCCUACUAAUUCAGCCAUUACACAGCUGAGAAACAAGCUGGAGAACGGCAAACCACUUAGUAUGUCUGAGCAAACAGGCUUACUGAAAAUUAAAACAGAACCACUAGAUUUCAAUGAAUACAAGGUUCUUAUGGCCACACAUGGGUUUAGUGGAGCUAGUCCUUUUAUGAAUGGUGGACUUGGAGCAACCAGCCCAUUAGGAGUUCAUACUUCUGCUCAAAGUCCAAUGCAGCACUUAAGUGUAGGGAUGGAAGCACCACUACUUGGGUUUCCUGCAAUAGGCAGUAAUUUAAGUGAGGUGCAGAAGGUCCUACAGAUUGUGGACAACACGGUUUCCAGGCAGAAAAUGGACUGCAAGGCUGAAGAGAUUUCAAAGCUGAAGGGUUAUCACAUUAAGGAUCCAUGCCCUCAAACAGAGGAACAAGGAGUUACUUCCCCUAAUAUUCCACCAGUGGGUCUUCCAGUAGUGAGUCAUAAUGGUGCCACUAAAAGUAUUAUUGACUAUACAUUAGAAAAAGUCAAUGAAGCCAAAGCUUGUCUCCAGAGCUUGACCACAGACUCAAGGAGGCAGCUCAGUAAUAUUAAAAAAGAGAAGCUGCGUACCCUAAUAGAUCUAGUAACUGAAGAUAAGAUGAUAGAGAACCACAAUAUAUCCACUCCAUUUUCAUGCCAGUUCUGUAAAGAAAGCUUUCCUGGUCCCAUUCCCCUGCAUCAGCAUGAGCGUUACCUGUGUAAGAUGAAUGAAGAAAUCAAGGCAGUCCUUCAACCUCAUGAAAACAUGGUUCCCAACAAACCUGGAGUGUUUGUUGAUAAGCAAGCCCUCCUGUUGUCAUCAGUACUUUCUGAGAAAGGAAUGACUAGCCACAUCAAUUCAUACAAGGACCAUAUGUCUGUACUUAAAGCAUACUAUGCUAUGAAUAUGGAACCCAACUCUGAUGAACUACUGAAAAUUUCCAUUGCUGUUGGCCUUCCUCAGGAAUUUGUGAAGGAAUGGUUUGAACAAAGAAAAUUCUACCAGUAUUCAAGUUCCAGGUCACCAUCACUGGAAAGGACCAGUGCCAAGGCGGUGCUGGCUGCCACUAACACUCCCACUAAAGACUCUUUGUCAGCCAGAUCUCCAAUAAAGCCUGUGGACUCUAUAACUUCACCAUCUAUAGCUGAACUCCACAACAGUAUUACUAAUUGUGAUACUCCUCUCAGGCUAACAAAACCUACACAUUUUACCAAUAUUAAACCAGUUGAUAAAUUGGACCACUCCAGGAGCAAUACUCCUUCUCCUUUAAAUCUUUCUUCCACAUCUUCUAAAAACUCCCAUAGCAGUUCUUACACUCCAAACAGUUUCUCCUCUGAGGAGCUUCAGGCUGAGCCUUUGGACUUGUCUUUACCAAAACAAAUGAAGGAACCCAAAAGUGUUAUAGCCACAAAGAACAAAACAAAAUCUAGUAGCAUAAAUUUAGACCACAACAGUGUUUCUUCAUCAUCUGAAAAUUCAGAUGAGCCGCUGAACUUGACUUUUAUCAAGAAGGAGUUUUCCAAUUCAAAUAAUCUGGAUAAAAGCACUAACCCAGUGUUUGGUUUGAACCCAUUUAGUGCCAAACCUUUAUACACAACACUCCCACCACAAAGCGCAUUUCCUCCGGCCACUUUUAUGCCACCAGUCCAGACCAGUAUUCCUGGGCUGCGACCAUACCCAGGACUAGAUCAAAUGAGCUUCCUACCACAUAUGGCCUAUACUUAUCCAACUGGAGCAGCUACUUUUGCUGAUAUGCAGCAGAGGAGAAAGUUCCAGCGGAAACAAGGAUUUCAGGGAGAAUUGCUUGAUGGAACACCAGACUACAUGUCAGGCCUAGACGACAUGACAGACUCUGACUCCUGUCUGUCCCGAAAGAAGAUCAAGAAGACAGAAAGUGGCAUGUAUGCAUGUGACUUAUGUGACAAAACAUUCCAGAAAAGCAGUUCCCUUCUGCGACACAAAUAUGAGCACACAGGAAAAAGACCACAUCAGUGUCAGAUUUGCAAGAAAGCAUUUAAACACAAGCAUCACCUUAUCGAGCAUUCACGACUGCACUCGGGCGAAAAGCCCUACCAGUGUGACAAAUGUGGCAAACGCUUCUCACACUCUGGGUCUUACUCGCAACACAUGAAUCACAGGUAUUCCUACUGUAAGAGGGAGGCAGAGGAGAGGGAAGCAGCUGAGAGGGAAGCCCGAGAAAAGGGUCACUUGGAACCCACAGAGCUACUGAUGAACCGGGCCUAUUUACAGAGCAUUACUCCUCAGGGGUACUCUGACUCAGAGGAGAGAGAGAGUAUGCCAAGGGAUGGUGAAAGCGAAAAGGAGCAUGAGAAGGAAGGAGAAGAUGGGUAUGAGAAGCUAGGAAGACAGGAUGGGGAUGAGGAAUUUGAAGAAGAAGAGGAAGAGAGUGAAAAUAAAAGUAUGGAUACAGAUCCAGACACGAUAAGAGAUGAAGAGGAGACCGGAGAACAUUCAAUGGACGAUAGUUCAGAAGAUGGGAAAAUGGAAACCAAAUCAGAUCACGAAGAAGACAAUAUGGAAGAUGGCAUGUAAUAAACUACUGCAUUUUAAGCUUCCUAUUUUUUUUCCAGUAGUAUUGUUACCUGCUUGAAAAACACUGCUGUGUUAAGCUGUUCAUGCACGUGCCUGAUGCUUCCAGGAAGCCUGUAGAGAUGGACUAAAGGGGCAGUUCAGCCAAGACAGAAUUAGAUGGAGUUUGAGCUGGGUAUUGUUAAGAACUGCAUUAUGCAAAAUUUUUGUACAGUGUUAAGGCCUAAAAACUGUGUGGUUCAGAGACUAAAUCCUGUGUUUAAUAGCAUUUAUACUUUAAGCACAAACUAGUAAAUUGUACGAAUUGCACUCUACUUAUAUAUCACUACAAACUUAAAAAAAAGAUGUCUAAUUUAUAUUAAUACAUUUUAGGAGGUGCCCGCACUACCAUACAUCAGUAUUAUUAUUAUUAUUCCUCUUUAAUUUAAUGUGCUCGCACUACAGUACAUCAGUAUUAUGACUCCUCUGUACUUUCCUUUUGCUAUUCAUACAUUUCCCAGUUUUCAGCCUAAGCAACCACACAAUUUUAGGCCUCCAUUUUUUUUUUCUGUGAAGGAACUUGAAGUGAUGCAUGUGUGAAUUUAAGAUACCGAAGUCUUAAAGUGACCUGGACAUGAAGGAAAAAGUAAGAUGAGAAAUAAAGAAAGCCUUUGUAAGGUGGUUUUAAAAGCCUUAUAUGCAAACCUUUUAAUCUGUGUGUUUCUGCAAGUGCCAUCCUUGUAUAGUGUUAAGAGGGUAACGUGUGUUACCUUUGCACCAGCUUCAGUGUUAAGCUCACCCUGUUCUUUGAAGCACCCAUGUCAGUAUUAGAAGAAUAGGCAGCAGUUCCUUAGUUUACAUAUGUUUGUGCAAUUUUUUUUCUGUACUUUUUUUGUUCAUUAAUUUUGUCAGUA